AUGGAUCAUAAUUAUGAGAUGAGAAAAAGAUAUCUUAGAUCUUUAGAAAUGCUUCAGAAUAGAAAGUCAAUUACUAAGUUGAUUGACAAAAAUGAAUUAAUAGGCACAUUUAAAGCAAUGCAGCCAAAUUCAGAGCAUUUUAUUUUAUCAGACUUGACUAAGAUUAACUAUUGUUAUAAGGAUGUUUGUAUAAGGACUAGUGAUGUUAGUCAGAUAACAUUUCCUAUUAACAACAGUAAUUAA
Strongyloides ratti is the source of this 243-nucleotide messenger RNA. Its product is annotated as SMN complex, gem-associated protein 7 family-containing protein. The transcript has 2 exons. NCBI's taxonomy places the organism in Eukaryota, Metazoa, Nematoda, Chromadorea, Rhabditida, Strongyloididae. The record is from RefSeq and is a predicted model, not a curated record. Gene Ontology annotation, cellular component: SMN-Sm protein complex. The coding region runs from base 1 to 243 and encodes 80 amino acids.